AUGGCGGAGAUGAGCUUGGGUGAUUCUCCUUCAUGUUUAAUUCAUUUCGAGGGAAAAUCAGGGGAAUUAUGCAAAUUAACGACUUAUACACUUGUUAAAAUUAAAGAAUAUUGUAAUAAGUGGGUAAAUUUGGAUGGAGAGCUGAAAGAAAUUGCUAGUAAAUUAGUAAAUGUUGUGAGACAAUGGCCGGACAUCGAGCCAGAAUUGAUGCCUACAGGAACUGGUGAUUUAUAUUAUCACAAAGAGUGCUACGUGCGGUUUUGUGACAAGAGCAAGGUCGCAAGGGCCAAAACUCGAACAAGCAAGAUCAAGGAAAAAAGUUGUGCGACCGAGAAAGGGAAGCAAAGCGAUCAAGACAACGAACAAGGAGAGCAUUUGCAACCUAUGCGCUCAUCAGCUCGGAUAGCGCCCAUAAUUUCCGGUACCGCUUCUGUAGAAAGACGCACAGCUCAUGUAAUGCCAGAAUUAUGCAUUAUAGGUAAAAGAAAAGAUGCAUACAUAAUGGACAGGGUAGGUACUGUUUCUUUUUUACUAUAA
Paramuricea clavata is the source of this 537-nucleotide messenger RNA. Lineage: Eukaryota; Metazoa; Cnidaria; Anthozoa; Malacalcyonacea; Plexauridae. The record is from the annotation of a GenBank genome assembly.